UGUGUGUCUGUGUGUAUGUCUCUCUCUGUGUGUGUCUCUCUGUGUGUGUGUGUCUCUCUGUGUGUGUGUGUCUCUCUGUGUGUGUCUGUGUGUGUCUCUCUGUGUGUGUGUGUCUCUGUGUGUGUGUGUGUGUCUCUGUGUGUGUCUCUCUCUGUGUGUGUGUGUGUCUGUGUGUGUGUGUGUAUGUGUCUCUGUCUCUGUGUGUCUCUGUGUGUGUGUGUGUGUGUGUGUGUGUGUGUGUGUGUGUGUCUCUCUGUGUGUCUGUCUCUGUGUGUGUGUGUGUCUCUGUCUCUGUUUGUGUCUCUGUCUCUGUGUGUGUCUCUGUGUGUAUGUGUGUGUGUGUGUGUCUCUGUGUGUGUGUACGUGUAUCUCUGUGUGUGUGUGUGUCUCCGUGUGUGUGUCUCUCUGUCUGUGUGUGUGUGUGUGUGUGUCUCUCUGUGUGUGUGUGUGUCUCUGUGUGUGUCUCUGUGUGUGUGUGUCUCUCUCUGUGUGUGUGUGUAUGUGUGUGUCUCUGUGUGUGUGUGUGUCUCUCUCUCUGUGUUUGUGUGUGUGUCUCUGUGUGUGUCUCUCUGUGUGUGUGUGUGUGUCUCUCUGUGUGUGUGUGUGUCUCUGUGUGUGUGUGUCUCUCUGUGUGUGUGUGUGUGUGUGUCUCUCUGUGUGUGUGUGUGUCUCUCUCUGUGUUUGUGUGUGUGUCUCUGUGUGUGUCUCUCUGUGUGUGUGUGUGUCUCUGUGUGUGUGUGUGUGUGUGUGUGUGUGUGUCUCUCUGUGUGUGUCUCUCUGUGUCUUUGUGUGUGUGUCAGGCUCCUGACUGCAGUGUGGUCGGCGGGGGGGAGAAGAUUCUGCUGUUCCGACAUCAGCCCGACUCGGAGCAGCUGCUGCAGCGUCUGACCAAUCAGGACGAGCUGCAGGACGGAGACCUGAUCGAGGUCGUGAUCGCAGGGUCAGCCUCCGUGACUGAGAUGAGGAUCCGCCCCCACUCGCUGGUGGUGCAGUCGUACCGGAGCCCCACCUUCUGCCACCACUGUGGGGAGAUGCUGUGGGGCCUGGUGCGUCAGGGCCUGAGAUGUGACGGCUGUGGGCUGGACUUCCACAAGCGCUGUGCUUUCCUGUUGCCGAACAACUGCAGCCGGGCCCGGCGCCCGGUCAGCACCAGCCUGUCCCUGUUCCCCCCCCGACGGCCCCGGACCCUCUCCCUCUCCAACCAGGCGGGGGGCAGCCUGGAGGAGAUCAGCACCAGCAGGACCUCGUCCAGGCCUCCGUCCUGGGCUGAGCCCCCGGUGUGGCUGGGGGUGGGCGGGGGGGACAGGGCUCAGGUGCCUCACACCUUCCACAUCCACAGCUACACCAAACCCACCGUGUGCCAGUGCUGCCAGCGGCUGCUCCGAGGCCUGUUCAGACAGGGGCUGCAGUGCUCCGACUGCAGGUUCAACUGCCACCGGCGCUGUGAGCCUCUGGUGCCCCGGGCCUGUCCGGGCGAGAGGAGCCGGGUCAACGGGGAAGAAUCCACAGCAGCAGGUCACAGCGGUGAACCCGACCCAGAGGACGAUGAGGUCAUCACCACGCCACACCUCUCUGAUGACGACAUGUCCUCUGACGGCGACGCCCCCACCGACACCAAGCAGGUGGAGCAACAACCAAUGAGUCCGUGCUUCAGCAGCAACAUCCCUCUGAUGCGUCUCGUCCAAUCGGUGCAUCACAGUAAGACGAGAGGCGGGGGGGUGCUGAGGGAGGGGUGGCUGCUGCACCACACCAGCACAGACACAAUGAGGAAACGUCAUUACUGGAUCCUGGACUGGAAGAGCAUCACCCUGUACCCGAGUGAGAGCAGCACCAAGUACUACAAAGAGAUCCCUCUGUCUGAGGUGCUGCAGGUCCGAGGCCCCGCCCAGCUGCCCACGCCUCUGUCCCCAGGAGACCACGCCCACUCCUUCGAGCUGGUGACGGCCUCCCUGGUGUACUGCGUGGAGGCCGGGGAGGAGGGGCCGGCGUGGGAGAGCGCCAUCCACCAGGGCCUGAUGCCCGUGGAGAGCAGCGGAGGGGGAGGGGGGGGCGAGGAGGAGGAGCACGAUCAACGUUCACAGAACACGGACGUCAGCUCCGUGUAUCAGAUCUUCACGGACGAGGUGCUGGGCUCGGGACAGUUUGGAGUCGUGUACCGAGGAACUCACAGGAAGUCGGGGCGGCCAGUCGCCAUCAAGGUCAUCGACAAGACGCGGUUUCCCACCAGACAGGAGACGCAGCUGAGGAAUGAAGUGUCCAUCCUGCAGAACCUGUCGCACAACGGUGUGGUUCUGCUGGAGGGGAUGUUCGAGACCGUCCAGUACGUCUUCGUCGUGAUGGAGAAGCUCCACGGGGACAUGCUGGAGAUGAUCCUGUCCAAUGAGAAGGGACGACUCCCUGAACGCAACACGCGCUUCCUGGUGGUGCAGAUCCUUGAGGCCCUGCGUUACCUGCACUUCAAGCACAUCGCUCACUGUGACCUCAAACCGGAGAACGUCCUCCUGGCCUCGGCCGAGCCCCUCCCUCAGGUGAAGCUGUGCGACUUCGGCUACGCCCGCAUCAUCAGCGAGAAGUCCUUCCGCCGCACGGUGGUGGGCACGCCGGCCUACCUGGCGCCCGAGGUCAUCAGCAGCAGCGGCUACAACCGCUCGCUGGACAUGUGGUCGGUGGGCGUGAUCAUGUACGUGAGCCUGAGCGGGACGUUCCCCUUCAACGAGGACGAGGACAUCAAGCAGCAGAUCACCAACGCCACCUUCAUGUUCCCACGCCAGCCCUGGGCCUCCAUCUCCCUGGAGGCUGUGAGUCUCAUCAACAACCUGCUGCGGGUGUCUCUCAGGCAGAGGUUCAGUGUGGGCAGAGCUCUGGGUCACCCCUGGCUGCAGGACUUCCAGCUGUGGUGCGACCUCCGGGCGUUCGAGCAGAGGAUGGGCUGCAGGUACCUGACGCACCGGGGGGACGAGGAGCGCUGGGUCCGCUGGGCCCGGGAGACGGGCCAGGACUUCCCCUCCCACCUCUGCUGGGAGCCGGAGGACGACCCUGACAUGUGAGGUCGGGGGUCAAGAUCAUGUGACCUUCUUCUUCAUGGUUUAGAACCUUCAUGUGCAGCUGGACAUCAGAAUCUGGGUCCUUCAUGUGAUGUGGUUCUGCAGCUGCGUGUCACAGGUCUGAUGCUGGGCUGGACAGGAUUCAUCUGUGUGUGUGUGUGUGUGUGUGUGUUCAU
Platichthys flesus (European flounder) is the source of this 3220-nucleotide messenger RNA. RefSeq names its product protein kinase D4 (gene prkd4). Lineage: Eukaryota; Metazoa; Chordata; Actinopteri; Pleuronectiformes; Pleuronectidae. The record is from RefSeq and is a predicted model, not a curated record. Gene Ontology annotation, biological process: protein phosphorylation. Gene Ontology annotation, molecular function: protein serine/threonine kinase activity; ATP binding. The transcript is spliced from 18 exons. Bases 330 to 3047 code for a protein of 905 amino acids.